This is a messenger RNA of Dermatophagoides farinae (American house dust mite), 2117 nucleotides long. Lineage: Eukaryota; Metazoa; Arthropoda; Arachnida; Sarcoptiformes; Pyroglyphidae. The record is from RefSeq and is a predicted model, not a curated record.
UCAAAAAUUCUAAUUCAAUUUAUUAAUGAAAUAGAACUAAUAUAUGGCUAAUUUGUUCUAAAUAAUAAAGCUAGAUUUUUCAUGAAAAUUUUUUAUUUUUUGUUCCUUUUAAAUCUGUGCUAAUCCGUGUUUUGUUAUUCCAUUCUUCUAUUCAUCAUCAUUUAUAUUGUGAAAACAAACUUCUGACAAAAGAUACUAAAAAUGGCCAAUGAAAAUUUGUAUUCACCAUUGGUCGGAUCAAUUUAUUUAUUUAAUCUAUUAUUGGGUACCGGUGUAUUGACAAUGCCUGCCGUAUUUGAAAAUGCUGGCUAUAUAUCCGGAAUCAUCUGUCUAACAUUAUUAUGUUUGAUCUCAUAUGUACAAACAACAUUCCUAAUUGAAUCGAUGGCCAAUGCAAAUUUUGUUAAAAGAAUGCAACAAUCAAAUGAACAUGAAACUACCGAAACUUCAUCUUUAUUGUCCUGUGAUGAUAAUUAUGACAAAAAUAUCGAUAAUAGCAUGGAUGUUUAUUAUGGAAAAACGAAUGAUAAUGAUGAAUAUGAUAAUCUUGGCUUUACUAUUCGCCCAAUUGUUCAUACAAAUUCAUCGACUAAUUUAUUAUCUUUUUCAAAUUCAGAAUCCGAUGAAAGACAAUUAUGUCCAACCGUUUCAUCCAAUUCGAUUAAUACAACUAUCAUUGAUGGUAAUAUUGAUUGUGUUAAUAGUAUUGGCAGUGGUGUUGUAGCCAUGUCCAUCGAUGGUUUUAGCAAGAAAAAUAAUUUACGUUGGAGUAAUGUUUUCAGAAAAAUGAGAGGAAAUCACAAUUCAAAUAAUGAUAACCGUGAAAUGAUAACGAAGAAUAUUGAAAAUUGUUUACGAUCAAUCGAUCAUAUUGAUCAACGAUUUCAAAUUAAUGAAAAAUUUGAAUUGGGAAAUAUGACCGAAUUAUUUUUGAACAGAUAUUUAUCGAAAUUUUUUUUCGUAUCAAUCAUUGUAUAUUUAUUUGGUGAUUUAUUGAUCUACAAUUCAAUGAUGUCUAAAUCACUACGUGACAUUAGCUGCACAUCUCAAGCUUAUUGUAAUGCUACGGAUAAAAAUGAUCCAGAACAUCUUGAUGCUGUUUGUUGGGAUUCGGUUGGAAUUUCACGCCAUAAUGCUUAUCGUAUAUUUUUGCUUGGAUUCAUUGCCAUUUUAGGCCCAUUAACUUAUGCAAAAUUACAGAAAACUAAAAUCAUUCAAAUUGGAACCAUUAUACUUCGUUGGAUGGCAUUUUUAAGUAUGAUUGGUAUUACAAUCAAAAUAUUUGUAAAAAACGAAGCUAAAGGAAAACCAAGAGCAAUGGAUAUUCUUAAUGUUCCUAAAUUAUUUGGAAUAUGUGUCUAUUCAUUCAUGUGUCAUCAUUCGGUACCAUCAAUUAUUACGCCCAUUCGAAAUAAAAAAAGAGUUUUUACGGCCAUCUCCAUUGAUUAUAUAUUGGUGCUUUCAUUCUAUGUUAUUAUUGCAUUGACUGCCAUUUUUGCAUUUGGCGAUAUCCAACAAGUUUAUACCUUAAAUUUUCAAGUAGACAAAUGUUCCAAUAUGAAUAAUAAUACAAAUCCUGCCAGUAUUAGUGGUUUUGAUAUUUUCUUACCAACAUUUCCAAUCUUUACGUUAUUUUCAAGUUAUACAAUUCUGGCUUUAACAUUGAUAAACAAUAUGAAAGUUUUGGUCGGUUUCACUGAUGAUAUGCGUUAUGGACAUAUAAUUAAGUAUUCAAUGCCAUUGAUUGCAAUUAUACCGCCAUUAGUGAUUGCCUUGUUUACCGAAGAUAUAUCAUCUAUUGUUCAAUAUGUUGGUUCCUAUUCCGGUACAUUAAUUCAAUAUGUGUUUCCUACAUUAUUAGCAUAUUAUUCACGGCGAUAUGUGAAACAAGAAUGUCUCAUACCAUAUAUAAAAAAACGUUCAAGAUUGGAAUGGCUAGAUUUACGAAUGAUUAAUAUUGAUCAAAUUUAUCGCCGAAUCAAUCCAUUUGUAUCGUUUUUUCAAAGUCAAUUUUGGAUUUAUUUAUCCAUCAUUUGGUUGAUUAUUUGCAUCUUUCUUGUUACCCUGGACCAUUUACGUGAUGUUUUGCAUCUUUAUUAAUUAUUAUUUUUAUUAUU